Molecule: messenger RNA, 915 nt
Organism: Puccinia triticina
Lineage: Eukaryota; Fungi; Basidiomycota; Pucciniomycetes; Pucciniales; Pucciniaceae
Exons: 5
Coding region: 1-915 (304 amino acids)
Biological process (GO): long-chain fatty acid import into peroxisome; fatty acid beta-oxidation; peroxisome organization
Cellular component (GO): peroxisomal membrane
Molecular function (GO): ATP binding; ATP hydrolysis activity; long-chain fatty acid transmembrane transporter activity
Source: RefSeq, a predicted model, not a curated record
AUGGGCGGCCGGACCCAAGGCUUCGUCGCUAACCGGCGGCUCUUGUUGUCCGCCUCAGACGCCUUCGGACGGGUCAUGUACUCGUACAAGGACGUCAGCGAGCUGGCUGGCUACACCGCCCGGGUCUCCGAGCUCUUCGACACCAUGAAAAGCAUCAAGCGAGGCCAGUACGAGAAACACAAAGUGGUGGAGUCGGAGGACGAGAUCAUCUUUGAUUGGGUGCCGAUCAUCUCGCCCAACGGAGACGUGCUAGUGAAAAGUCUGAGUUUCCAUGUGAAGCCGGGGCAACACCUGUUGAUAGUGGGCCCGAACGGGUGCGGGAAGUCGUCGCUGUUCCGGAUCCUGGGCGGAUUAUGGCCGGUGUAUGGGGGCGUGGUGACGAAGCCUGCGGCCUCGGAGUUCACCUACAUCCCCCAGCGCCCGUACCUCUCCCUGGGCACCCUGCGCGACCAGCUCAUCUAUCCCGACUCGCGCGCAGACAUGGCCGCCCGCGGCGUCUCCGACGACGACCUCCUCCGCAUCCUCGCCAUCGUCAACUUGGACACCAUCGUCCAGCGCGAGGGCGGCUGGGACGUUGUCCGGGAAUGGCGAGAUGCACUCAGCGGCGGCGAUAAGCAGCGGCUCGCCAUCUGCAGACUCUACUACCAUUCCCACAAGCACCAGUCGCGAUCCAUCCGGCAGUUCGCGACUGAACUCAGACUUGCCAACCUUGCGAUCUUCAACCCUUCAACAGCGUACUGCAUCCACCGGCGUUUUGUUACGACUCUCGCCGCUUGUGCCUGCUCGUCAAUACCGCCGCCUGGAGAACACGUGUCCACAAACUUGAUUCAUUCGUGCAUUGGUAUGUCUUACGUCCCCGCCCUUUCUUUACUGAUCUCUCAACUAGGACUCUCAUUGCUUGUGUCUGCUCAUUAA